This is a messenger RNA of Diuraphis noxia (Russian wheat aphid), 2706 nucleotides long. RefSeq names its product homeobox protein PKNOX2-like. Lineage: Eukaryota; Metazoa; Arthropoda; Insecta; Hemiptera; Aphididae. The record is from RefSeq and is a predicted model, not a curated record. Gene Ontology annotation, molecular function: DNA binding. Gene Ontology annotation, biological process: regulation of DNA-templated transcription.
UAUUCUUACUAUUAUUAUUAUUUUUAUUAUUUAUCGUUAUCGUUUCAAGGGAGAAAAAGGGGGAAAAGAAAUAAAUACCCGAGCGCUCGCCGCGACGACGCUCUGAACUAUGUAACGCUGCAGCUUUAUCCGACGACGAUGAUAAUAAAAAAAACUAGCGUUAGCGGAUCCCUUAUCUCUCCGUCUCUCUCUCGGCGUUCGGCGUACAUAUCGUCYGGUCGUCGGUGUUGUUGUURUUAUUAUUAUUACUAUUAUCAUGGUUAGUCGUUACCGCACGGCGAUGACGGUAUUAUUGAUGUAAUUAUUAUUAUUGUUUUUGUUGUUCCGCAUGCACGCGCGCAACGCAUCGCCGCCGCGCGAUCUUCGUCUUGCCGGCACAUCGUUCGUCCGACGGCGUUUCGCUCGGUGAACGUGCGCGUGCCAAAUUCGACAGAUCCGGUCGUCUGUCCGGUCCGCGUGCCUCAGGCUCCGAGGACGUCCGCCGAUCGUGAUCACGUCGUGUUGACGUCCGUUGACAACUGUGGCCCAUUUUCAAUUUAUAAUAAUGGAAAAACAAAAUAAAUGUAAAGCUUAAUUAUGGUGUCAUACUCAGAUAGUGUAACAUCUAAUUUAACGGCAAUCGCCAAUAAUAAUAUUCAACAAACAGAUCAAGCAAUAUUUGAAGCUGAUAAAAGAGCUGUUUAUAAACAUCCACUUUUCCCCUUACUAGCAUUACUUUUUGAAAGAUGUGAACAAGCUACUCAGUCAGCAGCCAUUUCAAAUUCAGAAAGUUUUAAUAUGGAUAUACAAGCUUUUGUUCAACAUCAAGAAAGAGAUAKAAAACCAUUUUUAAUUAAUGAUACAGAAAUUGAUGGACUGAUGAUUAAAGCUAUUCAAGUAUUACGAAUACAUUUAUUAGAACUAGAGAAAGUUCAAGAAUUGUGCAAAGAUUUUUGUAGUAGAUACAUAACAUGUCUCAAAAUUAAAAUGCAAAGUGAAAAUUUAUUGCGUUCUGAUUACACAUCUGGUUACUUAGAAAAUAAUAGCAGUGGCAAUUCAAGUAAUAGUAAUUCUCCAUUAUGUCACUCUCCACACCAUAGUCAGGUGAUAUCCUCUUCAGGAGUUUCUGUGCGGCAGUCUGGUGGAGACAACGAUGCUAUAAAACCAAAAACAAUAAUGGAUUUAAAAAAUAUAACUAGCCUUUUGUCGAAUAUACCAUCUUCCACAUCUAUAGAAAUGAAAGAUGUAUCCCAAGCAUCAGAUGUUUCCCAACUUGAUUUGACUGUCACCAAAUCUACAAUUCAAAAUUCUACUUUAGAAAAAACACCAUUAUCAGCAAUCGGUACAAAUGUAUUACAGAGUAAUGUUUCUAUUUUACACGGUUCCUUAUCAGCUACUAGUGGUGGUUCUUGUGACGAAGAAGAUGACUAUUUUGGAAGUAAAAAAAAAAGGCAACAAAAAAGAGGAAUUCUUCCUAAACAGGCUACAAGUGUGAUGCGCUCCUGGCUUUUUCAACAUUUAAUUCAUCCAUAUCCUACAGAAGAUGAAAAAAAAAUUAUUGCAGCACAGACUAAUUUAACAUUGUUGCAAGUAAAUAAUUGGUUUAUCAAUGCACGGAGACGAAUAUUACAACCAAUGCUUGAUGCUUCUACACCUGAUAUUGCUGGUGAACAAAACUUUACUCUCUCUAAAGAUAAGUCUGUAAUUGUUGAUAAUAACAAGUUUUCGUGGCCUGUUGACGAUAUCUUACAAUCUCAAAACGUUAAUGAAAAUUCAAAUGAAUCAAAUUUCGGUGAAAGUGAAGCAGAGGAAGAAGAAGAAGAAGAAGAAGAAGAAAUUAGUGAUAUAUUUUCUCAACAUAGUGUUAAUGAAUCAGAUUAUUCGAUGCUUUUUUGAAUAAUUUUAAAUGUUGUACAUUGUGCACCAUAUAGUAAUCUUUUUAUAUGUGUUGUGUAUAUAUAAAGUAUACGUGCUAUUAUAUUAUAUAAGGACGAGUAUUCGUUUUAUAUGGUGAAAUUAUUAGUAUAAUGUUGGAUUCAUUAAAUAUGUCUUAUACAUUAAACAGAGGUUCCCAAACUUUUCAUGGUUUGACCCAUUAUUGGAAUAUGUUCAAAUUUGGACAGCCUUCAACCUAUAUUAUUGAAAUUAUCGAAAUUAUUUUUCAUUAAUAGUCAACAUUUUUGCAAUUAUAUUUAAACUAAUGUGCUGUAGUGACACAUCACUUUUACACUUGUAAUUGUUGCAAUAAAAUUAAUUUCUAAUAUCAAUAGAUUUAGUUUCAAGAAAAAUAAUCAUAUAUAUUUUAUUUUUAUAUUCAUAUGUUCUAAAAUCGUUGAAUAUGAGAUAUUUUCUGUUGUACAAUCAAUAUAUAAACAUUCCAAAACUUAAUAUAACCCAUCAUUAUUAUARUCAUUUUUGAGUCGUAAUCCACAGUUUGGAAACCUCUGCAUUAGGCAAUGUGAGAUAAUGACUAAACAUUUUUAUAUUAUAACACAAAGCCAUAUUGAUACUUUUUAUAGAUUAUAAAUGUCAUUAAAUGAACCAAUAAAGUGUUUAUAUGAAAUAAGUAAAUGUUCCAAGCCUUUAUAAGUAUUAUAAGUUAUAACUAAUCAAUGACUGUAAAAACAAUUUGUACAAAAGUAAAUGUUAGGUAGAAUAAAAAUUGAUUGAGUUUUAACUAGAAUUUUUACAUUAUUUAAAAAAAUUAUAGAAGUAUUAUAUUACCUA